This is a messenger RNA of Myxocyprinus asiaticus (Chinese sucker), 1934 nucleotides long. RefSeq names its product coiled-coil domain containing 127b (gene ccdc127b). The record is from RefSeq and is a predicted model, not a curated record. NCBI's taxonomy places the organism in Eukaryota, Metazoa, Chordata, Actinopteri, Cypriniformes, Catostomidae. The transcript is spliced from 3 exons.
UGUGGCUGUUUUGAAGAUAACAGGAAUUAUUUACUGUACGAUAUUGGCAUUUACAAUAUAGUUCUAGCAAUUAAAUAAGCAUUUUUCUUGUCCAGUAACAUUGACGCAGAUGUUUGCCCUACCUAUUUUGGAAAGCGACUAUUAGACUCUGAAUUCUUUACGAAAAGGGACAAGCGCUUUGAAUAACUGCAAGGUGCAUCAUCCAGCUGGUCAUUGUUUUCUACAUAAGCGUUGAUUAAUUUAUCCAACUGCAUUCCUGAUGAACAACUUGAAUGAUCCCCAACACUGGAACAUAAGGCCAGAGCAGCAAGGUGGUGGUGACAGCAGCAAGUGGAACUAUGCCCUUCUGGUGCCAAUGCUGGAACUUGCUGCCUUUCGAUGGAUCUGGUCCAAGGAGUCUCUAAAUGAAAUCGAGGAGGCCAAGGUCAAGUACGAUAAGACCAUGAAAAGCAUCCAGGAAGAUCUGGAAAUUAAAUACCGUCAUACACUCACUGAAAACCGCAGAGAAACAGCCCAUUUAGAGCUUGAUCUAGAGAAAGAACACCAGCGGGCACAGGACUACCGUCAGGCCCUGGGUUCUCAGAGUAAACAACUCGAUGAGGAACGUCUAGGUAUGAGAUUGGAGCGUGAAGCUCUAAAAAAUGAGAGAUCUAGACUGCUGUACGGAGGCCCUGGUGGGGCCCUCUUUCAUGAGGCCCUGGAGAAGGAGAAAGCACAAGAGCUGAGGGCUUCAGUGGCUUUAAAGGAAGUAGAGUAUGGGCUGGUGGAGAGGUAGAGGGCCUUUUGCAGCGUCCUGGUGCCCCAUGCCAGGAGGGUGGAGGUGGAGAAAGAUCUGCUGGUUAGGACGGCAAAAGAGCCCCUUCUUGCUCAUCUGGAGAUAGAAGACGGUCUGAGAGACAAUUUUAAGAAUGAUCGCAGUUGUGCCGAGUAUCUCAAUACAGAUGAGCGCAAGAAUGGAAGUCUCAUGUGGCUGUAUCUAUGAUACUGGCAGCUGCAAGUCACACUACAAAUGCACCAGAGAGCUGAGGCUGCAAUACUUGGCUUGCAGACGAAAAAAUAACAAUACACCAAUACAAAUGAACAGGGACUAAUACCCAGAUAAAUUCUGAUCCUUGUAUUUACCUUCUCUUUUGUCUUUUUCAUUCAAAAUUCCAACUUAAUGUCAACUGAAUUCACUUGUACUUUUUGUCUGUUUGAAUGACAGUGAAGAUAAUAUAAACUAUUGCAAUUAAGGCUGCAUCCGAAAACAUAGGCAGCUGAUUUGCUGCUUAGCUGCGUAAUCAGUUAAUGGCUUAACCUGCAGUGUUUUUUUAAUGAAUGAAUAGAAAUCUUAAAGGGAUAGUUCUCCCAAAAAUGAAAAUUCUCUCAUCUUUUACUCACCCCCAUCCCAGAUGUGUAUGACUUUCUUUCUUUUGCUGAGCACAAAGGAGCAGCAUGGUGGUAGGGGUGUGUGUGUGUUCACUAAAAACUCGCAUUCAUAUCAGCCUCUGUUCUGCUAUGCAACGCCCAUAUUUUCACAAUCCAAUCAACAACCAAUGGAUAAACAAAUCCCCACCCUAAUUUUUUUAUAAUUCAUUAAUAUUUAUUUAUUGUCAAUUUUUUUUCUUGUUCGAUAUGCUGUUUCACUUGGAAAUACGUCACAAUACGGAAGUAAAGUCCGUCGCAACUUCCAUUUCAUGCUGACUUUAAGAAGAGUAUCCGAGCUCUGCAGGUCCUCACAAUGCAAGUGAAUGGUGAUACAUUUUUUGACACUCGAAAAUGCACAUAAAGGCAGCAUAAAUGUAAUCCAUAAGACUCCAGUGGUUAUGUGUUUAUAUAUAGCGAUAUGUAAAUAAAGGGACGUUAUUGCUUUUAGUAUGAAGGAGAAAGGAGAAAGGAGAAAGAAACUACUUUGGCUGCCAACCACAUGCUCCUCCCACAUCCGGUUAUUUUGA